This is a messenger RNA of Trichoderma asperellum CBS 433.97, 387 nucleotides long. RefSeq lists its product as uncharacterized. NCBI's taxonomy places the organism in Eukaryota, Fungi, Ascomycota, Sordariomycetes, Hypocreales, Hypocreaceae. The record is from RefSeq and is a predicted model, not a curated record.
AUGGAGAAGGGAUGGGCUAUUGCAAUGCGGUGCUCAGAACAAAGACUGCAGAGAAUAUACGAAUGGACAGAUGCGGAGCUCAAUACUGCUGUCAAAGAAGGAAUGGUGAUGCUGGAGACAGUGUGCGUGUUUGUGCACGGAUGUAUCAAAUCAGGACAAUACAAACUGCCCGCUGAUUUUUGGAAGAUUCUACAUGCUGAGUAUGGAAUCAUCGUUUAUCCGUCGGCCUUGACAGAGAAUGUUGCUGCCGUGGGCGUGGGAGCGUCCCAGACCUUCUCGGAGGUGUACAGCAGCCAUAUUGUCAUGCUUGGAAGGCGAGAUACAAACCAUCCACCACUUUGCCCCUUUGAGUAUAUAAAGGAGCCGUUGCCGGUAUACGAGAAGUGA